Messenger RNA from Mycotypha africana, 546 nucleotides. RefSeq lists its product as uncharacterized. The record is from RefSeq and is a predicted model, not a curated record. Gene Ontology annotation, molecular function: G protein-coupled GABA receptor activity. Gene Ontology annotation, cellular component: membrane; G protein-coupled receptor heterodimeric complex. The transcript has 2 exons. NCBI's taxonomy places the organism in Eukaryota, Fungi, Mucoromycota, Mucoromycetes, Mucorales, Mycotyphaceae. Gene Ontology annotation, biological process: gamma-aminobutyric acid signaling pathway; G protein-coupled receptor signaling pathway. The annotation marks the transcript as partial.
AUUAUUCUUGUUUCUAAUUUAGUUGUUGCGCGACCUAUUCCUACUAAAUUAGAAGUCAACUUUUCCAGUCAUUACUGGGUCUGUGAGGCACAAGGGAGUACCAGUACGCGACUUGUGUUCCUGAUAUUAUCGACUAUUUAUGCGGGUUGCCUACUAUUAUUUGCUACAUUUUUGGCUUACAAAACACGGUUUGCUGGUAAACAGUACAGUCGCUAUAGUGAAACUAAACAAAUGGGUCUAUCGGUUUAUAAUAUUCUUUUCUCUGCUCUGAUUGGUUUUGCUGUGAUGGUGAAUCCACUUGCUGACUUCUAUACAAAGUACUAUAUCGAAGCGAUAGCUAUCCUUUGGGCCACGACAUUCUCUUUACUCAUACUAUUUCUACCAAAGCUUCAAGCAUUCUACCGAUUCAAAAUCAAAGAAAUGAAGCAUAAUAUAGAAGAGAGGAAUAGACAACAACAACAACAACAGCCACUCGAAAAAGAGUCAUUCCAUUCGCAGCAUAGAAAAUCCAUCUUUUCCUUUUUAAAAGCUUCUAUUAUAUCACAG